This is a messenger RNA of Penicillium malachiteum, 696 nucleotides long. RefSeq lists its product as uncharacterized. The coding region runs from base 1 to 696 and encodes 231 amino acids. The record is from RefSeq and is a predicted model, not a curated record. NCBI's taxonomy places the organism in Eukaryota, Fungi, Ascomycota, Eurotiomycetes, Eurotiales, Aspergillaceae. The transcript has a single exon.
AUGGCACCUACGCGCUCUCCACCCAAGCCCUCGCUCACACAGACCACCCUGAAAGACGCCUUUACGCGAAGCUCCGUGCUCACAACAUCCAAUAACGCGAAUCGAGUAGCCAAGAAGCAAUCGCCAGCCAAAUCCAAGUCAAACGCGAACUCGUCUAGCUCAAGCGCGUCCGAAAAUGACAAGACAGAUGUGUUGAUGGCCAUCAAGCCUGUGCACAUGGCCAAUAUUGCCAGCCGACAAAAGAAUCACGAAUACCGCAAGUACCGACUACGCGAUGGGGUUACACGAUUGUGGUUUUAUGAAACGGGCGAUGGUGGCAAGGGUCGAGCUUCUAUUACGUAUGUAUUUCCUGGCCACUUUACGCGCUCACUAUUUCUUUACUUCUCCCACUUAUACUUAGGCAUUGUCAGACAUGUCGCGGUUAUCCCAGAGUCCACACGCCAUACCCCUGGCUCUGUGCCAAUUGAGCCAUUCGGGAUCGGUAAUGAAGAUUUCAAUGCCGGAUUGAAGCAGUCGAAGUACGGAUACCCUAUCGUGGAGCUUUACGAGCUGGUUCGCCCUGUGACUUUGAAAGAAAUGAAGGAUCAGUGGGGCAUGGGGGCUCCUAUGGGUUGGCAAUAUGUUCCGCCGCAUUUGUGGGAAGAUCGAUGGGGAAAGGACGAAGACCGAGAGGACAAGGUGAAGAAGUUGUUCUGA